AUGUACAGCGUGGUAGCGCACCAGAACUACGGCCGCGAACGGCGAGACAACCGUCAGCAAACUCAACAGCACCAGCACGGGCAAUCCUCGCAACCGCAUCACCACCACCAUCAUCACCAUCAGCAGCACCACCAUCAGCAGCACCACCAUCAGCAGCACCACCAUCACCACGGGCAAAAUCUUCAGGGUGGUGGAUCCGAUGGUGUCGGCAGCGUUGGCGGCAGUGGUGGCGGAGCGGGCGCCGGUGGUACUGGUGACUGUACAUCCCGCGGACCAACGGGCCAACAGCAUUACCAUCCGGACGGCAAGAGACGGUCGCAGAGGCACCGGAACUUGUCCAUCACCGGACGUUUCUUAAACUAUUUGAAGCGCAGAUUCAACCCAGUUCAAGGUAAACGAUUAUAUAAUAAUAAUAUCAAGUAUAAUUUCAACAGCUAAGGGAGUUAAGCUUAGUAGAGGAAAACGUCUACUCUCGGGAAAAACGAGUAUUGUAAUAUUAUAUUAUACGGUUUAUCUAUAUUUGUCACUUUUCAAAAACGCGAAACAAACUUAUUCAAAAUGAUAUCGAAAUAUACUAAAAAAUACGACGCGCGAACAAAUGUUUUACAUAAUAUUGUAGAAUAAAACGGAUGUUUAGCCGUUAAUUCAACCACUUCGUUUUCAUGAAAUUCCAAAAGAAGAAACCGUUUGGAACAUAUUAUUAUUAUGCAAUAAUAUUAUACCUACCAACUCGUUAUUUAAAGUGAACUGCAGGUGAGCCUUGGGAUGUGUGAAAACUUUCUGGGACGUAUAUUUAUUAUGUAUACACGUCCCAGUGGGACUCGGAUGGUUUAAGUUUCGAAAUUCUGUGUUUGGAAAGAAUAACAUUUCGACGAGUAAGUCGCAUUCAUCUGAAAAGUAA
Molecule: messenger RNA, 901 nt
Organism: Cinara cedri
Lineage: Eukaryota; Metazoa; Arthropoda; Insecta; Hemiptera; Aphididae
Source: the annotation of a GenBank genome assembly